This is a messenger RNA of Schizophyllum commune H4-8, 1185 nucleotides long. RefSeq lists its product as uncharacterized. The coding region runs from base 381 to 1124 and encodes 247 amino acids. The record is from RefSeq and is a predicted model, not a curated record. The transcript has 3 exons. NCBI's taxonomy places the organism in Eukaryota, Fungi, Basidiomycota, Agaricomycetes, Agaricales, Schizophyllaceae.
GCCAUGUACUCAAUUAGGCCUCCCUCGUUGAUUUCCAGAGCCCGUCUUGUCUUUCUGAGCGAGCGGAACGCUCUGCUAUGGACCCAAUGCUGAUUCUCUUGUUGAUGACUGCACCGACCCUCUGCUAUUGUUCCUUAUGCGGCGAUACGGGCGGGACCGAAUUGCCACAAUGCCUGCAUUACUGCUUCUGCUUCCACGGUCGAAGCCUUCAUUACCCAGAGUCAACAAAUGCGAGCGCGAAGACCGUCGGCGUGCUCCUCUUAAAGCAGAACCAGGAUCGAAGACCCGAAGCUUCCUUUCCUCUCGAUCUUCAUCGACCUACAGCCAUCGCCAUAGUUUAUCCUUCAAUUUGGGUAUUGAUCAGCCACCGAAACAUCCUGAUGAAACUCAGAACCCUCAGCAGAGUGCUUUCAACCAUUUCGCUCUCCUCAAGCUCGUCUCGCCACAAAUCAGACAAGGAAAGCGACGACGAGCGCACUUCCCAUGAGAAGUCUUCUGAGCGCAUCGAGCCUCCUCCUCAGGCCAAGACUCCUGCGCGCUCGUCGCGCAAGCCUGUGGAUCGCGCCGAGGCCCCGCCGUCAGCUUACCGACAGCAACGACUCCGCCGACGGGCCACGAUGGAUCCAAGACCUAUCUCGCGACCAGAGCCGCCUGCCGACCCGCCUCAAAAGCCUGCGCAAGCUAACUCCUCGCCUCGGAGUCUGCCUUUGCAACGUGCGGCUCGACAUACCAGCUUGCCGCCGCGCCCAGCAGGAUCCUCCGGUGCCAUACCUGAUUUAUCCCGUUCUGUCCGGUCCGAGCAAGCUCGCUCAGCGCGAUAUGAUGUGCAUUCACCCGCCCGACCUGAGCCGCUUCGACCCAGCCAGCCUCACCGUAUUAAGCGGAAGCCUGUCCCGUAUCAUAUUAUCGAAGGCAUCAAGGACGAGAAAGCCUCUGCAUGCCCUUCAGAAAAGGCCCGUGCAGCUGCAGGGCCUAACGGCGCAACGGAAGCGGAUUCUGGCAGGCGAGUAGACACUCAGAACGGCUCGCAUCUUGACGAAGCGAAGCCACCUGUUCCUCCUCGCUCCGUGCGACGAGCAACGCUGGCUAGUCCAGUGGACUACCGAGAGUACUCCAGGCCAUGAUGUGUUUUGCUACGACUGUUUUAUAUAGGCUAUGUAUGGUAGAGUAAUUUGUGACGCUCAG